UAGGGUCGGUUGGUCGUCGCUGUCGGAGCUGUGCCCUGGGUUUGCCUCGCCGUCCCUGCCGCCCCAUCCCUGCAUCCACGCCCCCCGCCUUGGCCCUGGCCCAGCCGCUGUCCCUGCCCUUCUACCCUAAACCACCCCUCGGUUUCUGCCGUCGGGACUCCGGGGCCGGUCGGAUGAUGCAGUCGGAGAGCGGGGCUGAGCGCCGGGACCCGGCGGCCGCGCAGGUGGGGACGGCUGCGGCCUUGGCAAUGGCCACGGCCGCCCCGGCAGGCGGCGGCCCCGACCCGGAGGCCUCGUCGGCCUCCUCCGGACAGCACUUUAGCGGGCUCACCUGGCCGCAGGUGAAGCGGCUGGACGCGCUACUGAGCGAGCCAAUUCCCAUUCACGGGCGAGGCAACUUCCCCACGCUAAGCGUGCAGCCCCGGCAGAUCGUGCAGGUCGUCCGCAGCAGCCUGGAGGAACAGGGACUGCGCGUGCACAGCGUGAGGCUGCAUGGCUCAGCUGCCAGCCAUGUGCUGCACCCCGAGAGUGGCCUGGGCUACAAGGACUUGGACCUGGUGUUUCGUGUGGACCUGCGCAGCGAGGCAUCCUUUCAGCUGACCAAGGAGGUGGUGCUGGCCUGCCUGCUGGACUUUCUGCCGGCCGGUGUGAGCCGGGCCAAGAUCACACCACUGACCCUCAAGGAGGCCUAUGUGCAGAAGCUGGUGAAAGUGUGCACAGACACAGACCGCUGGAGCCUCAUCUCGCUGUCCAACAAGAGUGGCAAGAAUGUGGAGCUCAAGUUUGUAGACUCAGUGAGGCGCCAGUUUGAGUUCAGUGUGGACUCCUUCCAGAUCAUCCUGGAUUCCCUGCUGCUCUUUGGCCAGUGCUCAUCCGCACCCAUGUCUGAGGCCUUCCACCCGACAGUGACAGGCGAGAGCCUCUAUGGGGAUUUCGCUGAGGCCUUGGAGCACCUGCGGCACCGUGUGAUCGCCACACGAAACCCCGAGGAGAUCCGUGGGGGUGGCCUUCUCAAGUACUGCCACCUCCUGGUGCGGGGCUUCCGGCCUCAGCCCAGCACUGACGUCUGUGCCUUGCAACGCUACAUGUGCUCCCGCUUCUUCAUCGACUUUCCAGACCUAGUGGAGCAGCAGCGCACUCUGGAGCGCUACUUGGAGGCCCACUUCAGUGGGACUGAUGCUGCCCGCCGCUAUGCCUGCCUGGUGAUGCUGCACCGGGUAGUCAACGAGAGCACUGUGUGCCUCAUGAACCACGAACGCCGCCAGACACUAGACCUCAUUGCCACGAUGGCGCUCCAGGCACUGGCUGAGCAGGGCCCAGCUGCCACCGCUGCCCUAGCCUGGCACCCUCCAGGCCCCGACGGGAUUGUGCCUGCCACUGUCAAUUACUAUGUGACCCCUGUGCAGCCUCUGCUGGCCCGGGCCCACUCCUACCCAACCUGGCUGCCUUGUAAUUGACUCGGACCCUGGCCAGAAGGGGCUGGACCUCACCAGAUUGGGUGGGGUCUCCAGGAGAGUGUGGAGGACAUGAUCAGAGACAGGCAGCCUGUGGCAGGUGGCCCAGUACUGCUGCUGCAGGGUAGGGCCUUCAACUGAACAGACCAGACUCCCCGAGGGAGACCUCUGUGGGCUUACAGCCAAGCUGGGGCCCUUGGCAGCAGGGUCCUUUGGUUAUUGCACCACACACUUGGGCCAUAUGAUUAUGGAUGCUGGGACCAUUUGUCUUGGGGGUAGAUCACCUUCAGGAGACAAAGGAAAUUUGGAAUGGUAGCCAUAAUGCCCAGCAUCUUGAGUUGAUUUCCAUGGCCCAAAAAGGGUCUUUUUUGGCUAGGGCCAGCCCACAGUGAUCCCAACAGCCUCCUUGGAGGGCCAGCAGCCCACACACAUAGCUAAAAUAUGGUAUGUUAUGGGGACUACUCACUUUGGGUCAGGCUGGGCCACUAACGGGGCCAGUGGUCCAACCUGUCUAAUAACCGGGAGGAGGGAAAUAGACAUGUGGCAGAUAGCUGAGUUUGUGCAGGGGUAGGUUUAGCCCAGUGCCCUAACACACCCUGAGCUGUGACACCUGCCUCUUGAGGGGUCUAGGUGUGCAGUGGACAGGAGCCAAGCAGCCUGGGGCAGGACCUACCCAUGCCCCUUCCAAGGUGUUGCUCCCUUCCCCUGUGUUGUACGGAGCCCUCCUGCCGGGGAGCUUAUUCUUUGGAAAGUGCUGGGCCCAAAGUGGCCACAGUCAAGUGCUCCCUCCCCACUGGCCUGGUUAGAGGGUCCUCACUUGGUAGGCGGGAGCCAUGCCCCACCUCCUUCCAUCCCUCUGGAUUUAUUACUAUUUUGCACUCUUAACACCUGCCAAUAAAGAUCAUCUAAACUGAGCAUAGCACCAUGCUUUCUCUUGGGCAAGAAGGACUUUCCAUAGCUGUGGGGCCUGCACUGCCUCCUCCAGCCUGAGUCUGGCUCACACUGUAGGCAUGGUGGGGUGUCAGACCUGAGCUGUGGCUAGGGAACCAGCCCUCCUUCCUUACUCUCUCCCUCAAGCCGGCCCCAGUGUGAUGACUGUGUGCUGGGACCUCGUGUCUACACCUCAGCAAGUCUAGGACUCUCCCGUUAAAAAAAAAUCCUGGAAUCCUAAUGGCCCUGGACCUGGCCUCACUCCAGGUCAGACUGCUUGACCCCAGCCCUGUACAGGAGCAGCUGGAGAAUGAGCUGGGUGAAUCUGGGCUGGAGGCCCCUCCAGGAAUGGGGGCUAAGCCUGGGGGAAUUCCAGAGAACCCCAGAGUUAGAGCCUGGGUAGGGCUUCUCUGUCUGGGAUAGGGUCCCUCAGGCCUUCAGCUCUCUCCCUCACCCCAAAUGCUGAUGGGGAAACUACAGCUGUUCCAAGGCAUGCCCUGGCUGUCUAAGAGGGUCCCUAGAAGGGCAAGAUCUCUCCUUCCCAAACCCAGAGGGGCUAUGCGAGGCUGUCUGGGAGCUGGUGUCAGCUGCAGGGGCCCAGGGAGCUGUUACCUGAGGGCAUCAGCCAGUCACCAGCCUGGACGCUGCCUACUGUUUACCCAGCCUCUUUGAUCCAGGAAUUGCAAAGACCUUAACAUAUUCAGCCCCAUUACGGGCCUCUGAAGUGGUGACUUUGAUGGUUCUAAGCAAGAUCGUAAAAAACAAGGCUGCAGAGGAGGCUCUGGGUCACCAGGGCGAGCCAGCUGCCUCACCUGCCCGGUGGGUCCCUGUGGGUGCCCCCCAGCCCCUACCGCUGGACUCAAAACAGCUGGAAGAAUGGGUGGAAUGACUUUCUCUGCUGGGUGACUGAAAACAGCCCCCCACACACAACCAAGCCCACCCAGCUAGAGUCCUAGGAGGAACUACGUUUGUCUUGCCUAAUUUGGCCAUUUGAGCCUGGGCACGAGGGCCUGCUCACAGUGGGUGUAGCUUAUUGGGCUGGUGAGUGGAUUCACCUGGCUGUGCUUGUUUUAGAGGGUGAGAAAGCCAGAAACCCAUGUGGACACCUGCAUAGAUGCUGCAUUCCGCCCAACAUGUGCCGGACACCAUUCUGGGCAUUGGGAAUGCCUCAGCGAACAAAACAGAUCAGAUUCCCUGCCCUCAUGGAGAUUACAUUCUAAUUGGGGCAGAAAGAAGAUAAGUAAACUACAGUAUAUGAUACAGUAGGGUCAGGGUUGGAAAUGCUGGGGUUUGCAAUUUUAAAAAGGCUAGGCCACAUUGAGAAGGUGAUACUUGAUUGAGCAAAGACUUCAUUAAGGUAGUGGGAAGCGAGCCACAUGGACGUCUGUCUGGGCAAAGAACAUUCCGGUCAGAAGGAGCUUGUCUGUGAAUGUACAAGUGCUCCUGGCAGGCAUGUCUGGGGGAGGGCACACGCGCUGCUCGGAUGGGUGUGUGGAUCCCAGGGUACCUGGCUGGCCUGUGCGGGUGUGUGUGUGCUCACUGCUGCUGAUCCGAAUAAAUGCACAGGGGUGUGGAUGUGGGAGGGUGAGACGGGAAUUCACAGUAACAGCUACCAUUUCUGGAGUGUCUUACUCCAGGCUAGGAACUGUACUAAGGUCUUGGGUGUUGAGAAUAUAUAUAUACAGCAAAACACACCAAUUCAACUGCUUCUCCAUGUACAAUUCAGUGACAUCGAUUACCUUCUUCAAGUUGUGCUAAGAUCUUCUUGAUCAUUAUUUCAUUUCAUCCUCAAAAUUCCAUGAGGAAAGAGGAAGUAUUAUCAUCCCCAUUUACAGACGAGGAAACUGAGGCCAGAGAGGUCAAGCAGGCUUGUCUGACUCCAUGGCCAUUGCUGUUAACCUGUUGGCCACCCUGCUCCUACAUCAUUGAUUUCACAUGGAUGAUUGUGACAGAGUAUAUCUCUUUAACAUGUAUGACAGCAUGUUUGACAUGUGACAGUGAAAUAGUUUGUAUUACUGUGACAUUUGUCAUUUUAUGACUAUGGCAGAGUGUAGCAGAGUGCCAAGAUAUUUUCUUGAUGUACAUAUGACUCUAGCCAUGGCUGCGGUGACCAUGACAGGGGCCUGUGGUGGCAACAGGCAUGCCUGUGGUUGUGUUUGGGGGUGGUACAGUGUUUCUGGGUGUGAGAAAAAACACUGACUCAGUGGCUGACAUUGCUCUUCUCAUGGACAAUUUCUGCAGCCACCUAAGAUGCCAGGACAGGCAGGAAUCAGGAAGUGGGAGUCAGAGCCA
Molecule: messenger RNA, 4676 nt
Organism: Loxodonta africana (African savanna elephant)
Lineage: Eukaryota; Metazoa; Chordata; Mammalia; Proboscidea; Elephantidae
Gene: TENT5B
Product: terminal nucleotidyltransferase 5B
Exons: 2
Coding region: 174-1457 (427 amino acids)
Biological process (GO): mRNA stabilization
Molecular function (GO): RNA binding; poly(A) RNA polymerase activity
Source: RefSeq, a predicted model, not a curated record